AUCGAUACUGUGAACUAUUACUUAACAUCUCUAAUUAUCAUUGUUUUGGUUUUUGCUUUGUUUUUUUUUCGACAAAACCGUCAAAUAGUGUAGCCAUCCCAUGGAAACCCAACUGGAGAAAGUCUUGAGCGAUAUCGUCACACAGCAGGAUACGGUGGGCGCUCUGCUGGCCAAUCGUCAGGGUCUCUGUUUGGGCGCCAAAGGCGAUAUCAACCCGAAUGUCUCUGGCAUCGGCAUGGCCAUAUCUGAUCAGGUGGCGGCUUUGGAGCCCAAAAGUGCGGUUUCGACUCAACCAGAGGCGCGCCAUCCAACCAUCUGCCUAUACAGCGGAAAUAGGCGAUGCGUCAUCCAGAGGAAUGGAGAGAUAACUGGCAUCAUUUACAAGCAGCACACAGCUGCCCCGGCCAGCGAUUAGCACGGAGGUCGGAGCUGCAGCCCCACGUCAUACUCAGGCCAGUCGCAUCGGAAUGGGACUAAGGACUCAGGACUCGCCACAGGAGGAAAAGUCGCUUGCGUGCCUAGCGUGCUUGUUAAAGUGUUUCAGUGCCAGUUUGUGGCGUGGCUCUCUUCAUUUUCUUAAUUCUUGUUAUCAUUAUAGUUCUUUUUUUUGUGUGUUUUGUUAGAUGUAGAUGCAAAAUAAUACCCCACAUCAUGUGUAUGUAUGUGUAUAUAUACAUAUAUAUAAUGCACUUUACACUCCUAAGCCUUAAAGUCAGUACGCAUACAAUCCUACACACAUACACAUACACAUACACAUCCAUAUAUAAAAUCGAUCAGAUGAUGAAUAUUCAUGUAUGAAAGGUUGCCACUUUUGGCAACUAUUUACAUUUACCUGCUGGUGCAAUAGCAAUUAAAACUAUGAAACUACGCUUCCCAUUGGAAA
Drosophila guanche is the source of this 883-nucleotide messenger RNA. RefSeq lists its product as uncharacterized. NCBI's taxonomy places the organism in Eukaryota, Metazoa, Arthropoda, Insecta, Diptera, Drosophilidae. The transcript is spliced from 4 exons. Gene Ontology annotation, biological process: positive regulation of TORC1 signaling; cellular response to amino acid stimulus. Gene Ontology annotation, molecular function: guanyl-nucleotide exchange factor activity. Gene Ontology annotation, cellular component: lysosome; Ragulator complex; cytoplasm. The record is from RefSeq and is a predicted model, not a curated record. The coding region runs from base 101 to 415 and encodes 104 amino acids.